This is a messenger RNA of Polypterus senegalus (gray bichir), 1447 nucleotides long. Its product is annotated as scavenger receptor cysteine-rich type 1 protein M130. Bases 1 to 1440 code for a protein of 479 amino acids. The record is from RefSeq and is a predicted model, not a curated record. Gene Ontology annotation, cellular component: membrane. The transcript has 8 exons. NCBI's taxonomy places the organism in Eukaryota, Metazoa, Chordata, Cladistia, Polypteriformes, Polypteridae.
AUGGAAUCCUGGAGUUCCAGAGAUGCCACAGUGGUGUGUAGACAACUUAACUGUGGCACUAGGACUCAAAUGCCAAAUUCUUCACAAUACAAGAAGAGCAGUAAAACUGUGUGUCUAAAAGGCUUUCUGUGUUCUGGGAAUGAAAAACAUUUGGGGUCCUGCAGUCAACCAAAGGAAAACAAAUGUGUAGGUAGUGCUAAUGCUGCAGUCCAAUGUGUUGAUCACAUUGCCCUCAGGCUGUUAAAUGGAACAAGUGUCUGUGAUGGAAGAGUGGAGAUAUUUUACAAUGGAUCCUGGGGGACAGUGUGUGAUGAUUCCUGGGGCUUUCCAGAUGCAAAUGUAGUUUGUCGGCAGCUCCAGUGUGAGGCGGCUGUGAAUGCCAUAACUCCAGUCUCAUAUGGACCAGGAACUGGACACAUUUGGCUGGACAAUGUGCGCUGUCGAGGGAAUGAAUCAUUUUUGUGGGACUGUAGACAUCAGAAAUGGGGAAAACAUGACUGUAGGCAUAAGGAGGAUGUUGGAGUAAAUUGUACAGAAUUCAAGAUGCUGAGGUUGACAAAUGGCUGCUCUGGACAACUUCAGGUUUUCUAUAAAAACCUUUGGGGCAGCAUCUGUGCUAAUAAGUUGGAUAAGGCCACAGCUACAAUGAUAUGUCAAGAGUUAGGCUGUGGAAGUCUUAAAUCUACCAUUAUUGAAGGAAUAUCGAAGUUGAACUCUGAUCCAAAAUGGCUAGAUGAAGUGAAUUGCAGAGGACAUGAAACUUCCAUCUGGCAGUGUCCUUCUUCCCCCUGGGGUAAAAAUAAAUGCACCAGGAAUGAAGUAGCAGAAUUCUCUUGCUCAGGAACGAUUAAAGUCAACACCAACAAGCAAAAGCCCUGUUCAGAGGACCUCACUCAGAAGCACUGCACAGAGCCCCUAGAAUUAAGACUGGCUGGAGGAACUGAUAACUGCUCAGGGCGAGUAGAAAUAAAAUAUGGAGACACCUGGGGCACAGUCUGUGAUGAUGACUGGGACCUUAAGGAUGUGAAGGUGGUCUGUCGACAGCUUCGCUGUGGAGACGCUGUGAGUGCAGAACUGGAGUUUGGAGGUGGAAGUGGUGUCAUCUGGCUAAACAAAGUGAAGUGCAGGGGAACUGAAGCUCACUUGUGGGACUGCCAACAUGAACCCCUGGGAAAAAAUGACUGUGUACACAAGGAGGAUGCAGGAGUGAAGUGUACAGGUGGGAAAGUGGCUUCUUUGGAGACAGAUGGCUCUGGCUACUAUGAUGACAUUGCAAUAGAAAAAACUGAAGACCUGCAAGAAAAUGUAUUUCAUGAUGAGCUGUCUUACACUUAUGAUGAUGCUGAGGAUCCUUUAGAAAACACCAAAAUAGAUUCUCAUGCUGCUGCGGAGUACACUUUACCACUGGAAUAUGAUGAUAUUGAGCAUGAAGCCACUUAAACAGUGC